AUGUCUUUCAUCUCUCCCUUCGGUACAUCAGCAUCAAAACCUGGCCAUGGACUCAUAAUCCUCGAAAUUCUUCCUCCGGAUACGCCUGUCCUUCGAACCGUGUCAUAUCAAUACCCACUCAAGCUAGUCGCCCCAGAUCCCCUAGCACCACCCAAUUAUGGCAGAGGAGCAGAGGACGCGACAGCAGCAGUCACCCCCUGUCUCAUUCAUACAGUGUUUCUGUUGACCUAUGGUGGAGGCAUCGUAGCUGGAGACAGCAUAGACCUGGAAGUCAGACUAGACAGCGAUACACGGCUGAUACUGUUGACGCAAGGGUCGACCAAGAUCUUCAAGACCCCUACUCCAGAGCUAGUCUCACGACAACAUAUGAACAUACAUCUCAAGAACAAUUCCGCCUUAGUCUAUCUCCCCGAUCCAGUGCAGCCUUUUGCCAACACGGCCUUUUCCCAGUCCCAGAUCUAUCACUUGGAGAAAGAGCAAGGUAAUCUGUGUGUCUGCGACUGGGUCACGAGCGGCCGUUCCGCACGGGGAGAGAAUUGGGACAUCUACGGAUACAAGAGCCGCAACGAGGUCUGGACCGUAGACGAUGCGGGCAAAAGGAGACUGCUUCUACGGGACAACCUCAUUCUAGACAAGCAUGGCAAGACGGGGCUGCAACUUUCAUCACGUAUGGAUAGCUAUUCUGUCUUCGGCACCUUGAUCGUUCGCGGCCCCAUCUUUUCGUCACUGUCAAAGUUCUUCUUGGAUGAGUUCGAGGCACUACCGCGUAUUGGUGGGAGGAACUGGGGCGACGCGGUGCAGCCAGAGCUUCAAGCGCAUGAGCAGAGGCGGUAUGAGAGGCAGCAGAGAGAAAAGGCGGAUGGGCUGAUAUGGAGUGCUGCGAACGUGAGAGGCUUUGUCCUAGUCAAGUUCGCCAGCAGGGAAGUUGAAGGCUCGAGGAACUGGCUGAGAGACAUGAUCAAGGAGGAAGGGUCGUUGUUGAAUGCAUUUGGGGAAAGGGCAAUUUUGUGUUUGAAGUGA
Molecule: messenger RNA, 1020 nt
Organism: Alternaria conjuncta
Lineage: Eukaryota; Fungi; Ascomycota; Dothideomycetes; Pleosporales; Pleosporaceae
Exons: 1
Coding region: 1-1020 (339 amino acids)
Molecular function (GO): nickel cation binding
Source: RefSeq, a predicted model, not a curated record